Aedes albopictus (Asian tiger mosquito) is the source of this 3906-nucleotide messenger RNA. RefSeq lists its product as uncharacterized. Gene Ontology annotation, molecular function: nucleic acid binding. The coding region runs from base 1 to 3906 and encodes 1301 amino acids. The record is from RefSeq and is a predicted model, not a curated record. NCBI's taxonomy places the organism in Eukaryota, Metazoa, Arthropoda, Insecta, Diptera, Culicidae. The transcript has a single exon. Gene Ontology annotation, biological process: DNA integration.
AUGAGAUGGACGUCAAAUGUGGUUCGAAAUGAAAAGGACUCUCGGCUAGUGGACGUUGAAAUUGCUGGUCGAGGAAAGCAGGAGCGACACCUACUCAAAGAAGCCCAUACGAUCAAUGGUUUGAAUCUCCCUAGACAAAGCUUAUCAUUUGAGGAUUUGAGCAAAUGCUUCCAUCAUCUGCAAAACGUCCCAGUAUCGUCCUAUGCAAAUGCAGUUCCAAAACUACUGAUUGGUUUGCAAAAUUUGGAGUUAUUGGCACCUAUAGAAAGCAAGAUCGGUCAACCUGGCGACCCAAUCGCGGUGCGUAGCGUCUUGGGUUGGGCUAUCUACGGCCCGGGUGGAAAAGUAAUGCAGAAUCACUUGAACCAUCACAAUUGCAAAUGCCCUGCUGAUGACGAAUUGAACGAAAUGGUUCGGCAACGGUUUGUUCUUGAGGAUGUAGGAGUGUCACCGACGCUAUUGCCCGAACCUGCUGAAGAAAGAAGAGCUAGAAGGAUGUUGGAAAUGACGACCAGACGAGUGGGUGACCGAUUUGAAACAGGUCUUUUGUGGAAGACCGACGAAAUCAAGUUUCCUGAUAGUCGAGCCAUGGCCUUGCAAAGGAUGAAGUGCUUGGAAACCAAAUUAGCGAAAGACCCCGAAUUGAAGGCCAAUGUACAACAACAAAUUCAACAGUAUGUCCAAAAAUCGUAUGCACAUAAAGCAACGGAGAAAGAACUUGCGGAAGCGGAUCCAAACCGAGUCUGGUACCUCCCAUUGAACGUCGUGCAUCAUCCUCGGAAGCCGAAUAAAAAGCGACUAGUGUGGGACGCAGCCGCUCGAGUAGAUGGUGUGUCUUUAAAUUCCCAACUCUUGAAAGGUCCGGAUCUGCUCGUAUCACUUCCCUCUGUAAUCUGCAAAUUUCGAGAACGGCGCAUUGGCUUUGGAGGCGAUAUUCGGGAAAUGUUCCACCAAAUCCGCAUUAGGACGGUGGACAAACACUCCCAAAGAUUCUUCUUCCGCUUCAACCUCAAUCAACCACCAGACGUUUACGUGAUGGACGUUGCGACGUUUGGAGCGACGUGUUCGCCUUGCUCUGCUCAGCACGUUCUGAAGGUCAACGCUGAAGAGCACGCGAACCUUUUUCCUGAAGCUGCGAAGGCAAUUGUGGACAAGACCUAUAUGGACGAUUAUUACGAUAGUGCAGAUACCACAGACGAAGCAGUAGCUCGUGCGUUACAAGUGAGGGACAUUCAUAAAAACGGGGGAUUCGAAAUGAGGAAUUGGUCGAGUAAUAGUCCCGAAGUGUUGCUGAAAUUAGGACAAACCGUUGAACCCCCAGGACCUUCGUUUGUCUGUGAUAAAAGCGACGGAUGGGAAAGGGUGCUGGGAAUGAUGUGGGACCCUGUUAAAGACGUCUUUGUGUUCUCUACCGAUCUCCGAGGGGAACUGGCUGCUUACAUUGCUGGAGAUAAAAGACCAACAAAACGAAUGGCUCUGCGGUGCAUUAUGAGUCUCUUCGAUCCAUUGGGACUCCUUGCACCGUACUUGGUGCACGGAAGGAUGCUGCUUCAAGACGUCUGGCGUUCAGGUGUAUCAUGGGAUGAAGAGGUGCAAGAUGAAGAAUUCGCAAAAUGGAGACGCUGGACUGAACUUCUGAAGGGGAUCGGCCAACUGGAGAUUCCGCGUCACUACUUUAGCCGUGCAAGACAGGAUGCCUGUAGAACUUUACAACUACACGUAUUUACCGAUGCUAGCGAAGCGGGGUACGGCUGUGCUGCAUAUUUCCGGAUACUCGAUGGCAGCAAUGUAACAUGUACUCUGGUGAUGGCAAGAAGUAAAGUGGCUCCGCUGAAGCACCAAUCUAUCCCGAGAAUGGAGUUACAAGCUGCACUUUUGGGAGCACGCCUUGUGCAGAAUGUUUGCGAAAAUCAUACAAUUCAAGUCAAUGAUCGGUUCGUGUGGACGGAUUCAACUACGGUACUUUCAUGGAUUCGAUCGGAUCAUAGAAGAUACAUGCAGUAUGUGGCUCAUCGUGUAGGAGAGAUCCAGUCGUUGACCGAGCCUAAGAAUUGGAGAUGGGUUCCCACAAAGGACAACGUAGCGGAUGCCUUAACAAAGUGGGGUAAAGACACCGAACCAACUUCGCAUGGCAGGUGGUUCAAUGGUCCAUUGUUUCUUAACCAACCCGAGGUCGAUUGGCCACCGCAGAAAGCAAUUCCGUUAAACACCGGGGAAGAACUUCGGGCCCGUUAUGCACUUAUCCACGUACCAGUACCUGAACCGUUCAUAGAUGUCGAACGAAUUUCUAAAUGGAAGAUUCUUGUUCGUACAAUGGCCCAAGUUCUUCGAUUUGUUUCCAAUUGUCGUCUGCGAGUUGAGGGCAAACCAGCGGAAACGGUAGAAGCGACAUCCUUACAACAACGAUACCUGAAAUGUCUAACACCAACGGUUAGAGUUCCGCUGCAGCAGAGCGAAUACUUAAAAGCGGAACAGUUACUUUGGCGUAUAGCACAGGCCGAAUGUUUUCCGGAUGAGGUGAAGAUCUUGACUCAUAACCGAGAUUUGCCGCUACAGCAAUGGAAGAAAAUCGACAGAGCGAGUAAAAUAUACAAAUCUUCUCCAUUCAUCGACGAAUUUGGAGUAAUGAGAGUUGACGGUAGGACGACUAAUGCGAAAUAUCUACCGUUUGAUUGUCGUUUCCCCGUGAUAUUACCAAAGGACCAUCUCAUAACGACUCGUCUGGUGGAACAUUACCAUCGCAUCUGUGGGCAUACGAAUAAGGAAGCCGUUGUAAACGAAAUUCGUCAGCGGUUCGAUAUUUCUCAUCUACGCGCUGUGGUGGACCGAGUAGCCCAGGACUGCAUGUGGUGCAAGAUUAAAUCGAGCAAGCCACAUUUCCCGCGGAUGGCGCCCCUACCCGAACAACGUCUUACUGCAUAUGUUCGUCCAUUCAGCUAUGUCGGAAUAGAUUACAUGGGUCCGUUGGAAGUGACCGUUGGGCGACACAAAGAGAAGCGAUAUGUCGCGGUAUUCACCUGUCUAGUUGUCCGCGCUAUCCAUCUAGAAAUCGCCUUUGAUCUAUCCACGGACUCCUGCAUAAUGGCAAUCAAACGCUUUGUUCGAAAGCGAGGGUCGCCGCUCGAAAUAUUCUCCGAUAACGGGACCAAUUUCGUUGGCGCAAGUCGUCAGCUAAAAGAGCAAAUCCAACGAAUCAAUGAAUCAUGUGCAGAAACUUUUACCGAUGCUCAUACGAAAUGGUCGUUCAACCCCCCGUCGGCGCCACACAUGGGGGGCGUGUGGGAACGGAUGGUGCGCAGCGUUAAGGACGGAAUGAAGGCAAUUGACGAUGGACGUAAACUCACCGAUGAAGUCUUGCUGACAGUUUUAGCAGAAGUUGAAGGAUUCGUAAAUGCCCGUCCAUUAACUUACAUGCCUGUAGAUAGAGAAAAUCUGGAGGCGAUAACGCCCAAUCAUUUUUUGAUUGGAGGAUCAUCACCAAGUCAUGAACCGCUAAGGAUGUCGACGGAUCUCGGCGCUAUGUUGCGAAGCAGCUACCUACGGAGUCAGUACAUAGCCGAUAAAGUAUGGAGCAGAUGGCUAAAAGAGUAUCUACCUACAAUCAACAAACGCUCUAAAUGGAUCGAUGAUGUUCGAGCAGUUCAAGUAGGGGACCUGGUGUAUGUUGUCGAAGGCGACAGAAGGACUUGGACCCGCGGAAGGAUUGAGGAGCUCAUAACCGCGAAAGAUGGACGGGUCCGGCAAGUGAUCGUACGUACCGCAUCUGGGCUAUUAAGACGGCCAGUGGUGAAGUUGGCGCUUAUGGAGAUAGGAAAGACUCGUGAACCCGAGGAAGAGCAAGAUGAUCUUCACUUGGAUCCACGGGGUGGGGGAUGUUCUGGCAUCACGGCGCCGCAUCACGUUUGA